AUGGACCUCGAUGCCGUUCAAGAUGUCAAAGGUGCCCUCCGAAACGACUUCUUCCACGGAUACGCCACGGCGGCGGCGCAGAUUGAAGGCGCCUGGAACAAAGAUGGCAAAGGCCAAUCAAUCUGGGACACUUUCAGCCACACCCCUGGAAAGGUCAUGGAUGGAAGUACAUCCGACGACACGGUGCGAUCCUAUGAUCUGUACAAAGAGGACGUGGCUCUGAUGAAAUCGUACGGCGUCAAUGCCUAUCGAUUUUCACUGUCGUGGUCGAGAAUCAUUCCCCUUGGUGGGAAAGACGAUCCCACCAACGAGAAGGGCAUCCAGUUCUACUCUGAUCUGAUCGACGAGCUCCUCAAACAUGGCAUCACCCCGUUUGUCACCCUGUUCCAUUGGGAUACGCCGCAGGCGCUGGAGGACCGGUAUGGCGGCAUGCUGGACCAGGAGAAAUUUAUUCCGGACUUUGUGAACUACGCACGCCUCUGCUUCGAGCGCCUCGGAUCGAGAGUGAAGCACUGGAUCACCUUCAAUGAGCCGGGCGUUUACACCCUGGCAGGUUAUGCGGCCGGCGUGCAUGCGCCUGCUCGCUCGUCCUUCCGCGACCGCAACGCAGAGGGCGACUCGUCCACCGAGCCGUUCAUUGUCGCUCAUACCGAGCUCGUAACGCACGGCCACGUCUCGCGCCUCUACAAACAGGAGUUCCAGCCCGAGCAGAAGGGAACCAUCGGCAUCACGCUUCACGGCAACUGGUCCGAGCCAUGGGAUGCAGAAGACCCGCUGGAUCAAGAAGCGGCCGAGCGCGCCCGCGAGUUCGAGAUCGCUUGGUUCGCCGAUCCUCUCUACAAGACAGGCGAUUACCCUGCCUCCAUGCGCACGCAGCUAGGGGACCGUCUUCCCAGGUUCACGGCAGAAGAAUCCAAGCUCGUGCUCGGCAGCUCUGAGUUCUAUGGCAUGAACACGUACACGUCCUUCUUUGUCAAGCACAAAACCACCCCUGCAGAUAUCAACGACCACAAGGGCAACGUCGAGAUCCUUGACGAGAACAAACAGGGCGUUCCGCGCGGCGAAGAGUCCGAUACCGAGUGGCUGCGAUCGUCGCCUUGGGGAUUCCGAAAACUCCUCAACUGGAUCUAUUCGCGAUACCAGAUGCCAAUCUACCUCACUGAGAACGGUACCACAGCGAAGGGAGAGGUUGCGCCCACCCCGGCGGUCCUGAACGAUGAGUUCCGGAUCCGGUUCUUCGAGGGAUAUGUUGGCGAAAUGGCGCGUGCAGUCAAGAAUGAUGGUGUCGAUAUCCGAUCAUACUUUGCCUGGACAUUUACCGAUAACUGGGAAUGGGCUGCUGGCUUUAGCGAUCGGUUUGGAAGCACGUUUAUUGAUUUCGAUUCCCCUGAGAAGACUCGUCAUCCGAAACAGUCAGCAUAUUAUCUUGACAAGCUCUUCAAUCAUCUGAUUGCGAAGACCUGA
This is a messenger RNA of Aspergillus affinis, 1464 nucleotides long. RefSeq names its product glycoside hydrolase family 1 protein. Lineage: Eukaryota; Fungi; Ascomycota; Eurotiomycetes; Eurotiales; Aspergillaceae. Gene Ontology annotation, molecular function: beta-glucosidase activity. The record is from RefSeq and is a predicted model, not a curated record. The transcript has 2 exons. The coding region runs from base 1 to 1464 and encodes 487 amino acids. Gene Ontology annotation, biological process: carbohydrate metabolic process.